UACCCACGCGGCCACACAGACCCCUUACGUGUACCGUGUACUGGCGAUUCUGCUUCUUUCCGUUUGAGCCUGCUGCUCCUCGUCACUCCGGAAAGCUUGACUCUUCCCUCUUCAGCUUCCUCCCCAGUCCUACAACACUUCCUGGGAAUGGGUCGAAAACCCAACGCUCCCAAGCUACCGGCCAAGUCUUCCAUGCCCGUAGGUAUGAAUCCUUCUCUGGGGAAGUCUGAACCAAGUUCAGCUUUAGAGGAAGAAAAGGGAAAAUCUGAGCUGGAGCAGAAGUCUACUUCACGUAGGAGGAGAAAAUCCGGAUAUUAUUCUUCUAGUGUUAGGCGAUCACAACGUAUAACUCCUCUAACGGUUACCCCUAACCAAGAUAUUGAACCAUAUGUUGAGGACAUCAUUGUUAGCGAGGAUGAGAAUGAUGAAACUGAUACUCAAAUGGAGAAAGUAUGGUCAGAGCCGGACGCAAACCUGGAUGAAAAUAAUUUGAAAGAAAAAGUUGACUACAUGUUACAGCGAUUAGAAGCUCUUGAAAAGAUCAUAGAAUCGUUGCAAGCCAAGCUGGAUGAAAAUAUUGACUUAGGUAAAACCGCUCCUUCAGCAUCCGCUGUAUACAGGAAGUACACAGAAUCCCAGAAUCAGCUUGAAGCGUUAAGAGAAGAAAAUCAGCGACUUAGUGGAAAGCUAGAACAUGCUUUAGGCAAAGUUGAAGUGCUGGAGAAGCAGAGUGGCGCGUUGGUUGAACUAUUGGUGAAUUGGAAGGAUGUUGUAAUGAUCUCCAAUCUGUCCAAAAGUACUGAAAGAGCUGUCAAUGCAUCAGUACAAGCAAUCCAAACUGCUUGUGCGGCUUACGGUGGCAAAAGAAAGUGACAGGCCACGAAAAGCUGAAAACAAAUGAUAUUUGACCUCUGGUAUGCUAUUGUAAUAUAGUAAUGUUGUGAACACACGUUUGUAUUUUGGUAGGCUGAAACUUGUGUUGCUUACUGUGGAUGUCGUUUGAACAUGUUAGUAGUCUGGUAGGAAUGAUAAUGUGUUUCGGUUCUUUCUUUUGCCUGUGUUCGGUGUGCUUUGGCCUGAAUUUCUGGUGAUUUACCGGGGAUUUAAAGAGUCACCAGAGAAGUUCAAGUUGGCUCUUGAAA
Prosopis cineraria is the source of this 1142-nucleotide messenger RNA. Its product is annotated as ribosomal RNA-processing protein 14-like. NCBI's taxonomy places the organism in Eukaryota, Viridiplantae, Streptophyta, Magnoliopsida, Fabales, Fabaceae. Bases 148 to 873 code for a protein of 241 amino acids. The transcript has 5 exons. The record is from RefSeq and is a predicted model, not a curated record.